This is a messenger RNA of Penicillium cinerascens, 4188 nucleotides long. RefSeq names its product Sec7 domain protein. The record is from RefSeq and is a predicted model, not a curated record. Bases 1 to 4188 code for a protein of 1395 amino acids. Gene Ontology annotation, molecular function: guanyl-nucleotide exchange factor activity. Lineage: Eukaryota; Fungi; Ascomycota; Eurotiomycetes; Eurotiales; Aspergillaceae. Gene Ontology annotation, biological process: regulation of ARF protein signal transduction. The transcript is spliced from 2 exons.
AUGUCUUCACAGCGCGAAGUAUAUACCUCUCCUCCUCGGACACCUCCCUCUCAGACAUCGACCGCGAAAUAUCGACCCAAACGGGGGCAUGCCCGACCUUCCAUUCGCGAAGCUUUCCCGGACGCGGCCGUUGAUGCGCCGCGAGCCAGCGAGUCCGGAGACGAUCGAGAUCCCCACGACCUGUCUCUAUCUCCCAACCAUGCCGUUCGCACGUCAAUCGUGGACAAUAUGCUUCUCUCCCUCGACCAGUUUGGCGCCCCCGAUUCUAUGUUAGACGACUAUCGUCUCUUCAACUCGGCCUUUGAGAAUGAAAUGAACGGCCGGUAUCGCGGUCAUACCUUUUCUUCGUCUCCGGUGUCCUCAGAAGCGGACUAUGGAUUUGAGGAUGGCAGUGGUCGCUAUGCAACAAUUACGGCCACCAAGGGCCGUCGAAGCAACAGCAGCUCUAAUUACCAAACAGGCACCCUGCAGAGGAGAGUCAGCAGUGCCCGCAGUCGGGACGCCGUGGGCUCUCGGAGUGGAAUGGUGCCAAGGCCCGGCGACGCUCGGAAAGGCAGUAAAGGCAGUUCGUCUGAUUAUACCUACACGGUGCCUAGGGGGCGAGCAGACUCGGGGGGCGUGAGUCGGCGCUCGGAAAGUUUUGACUGCGGCCCUAAGAAGUACAACAUUUGGGCUGAGCCCAAUAUAGCGCAGGAUUCGCUACUAUACGAUGACGAGGCGGCACCAACCCCCAGCGUGCCAGCGGGACCGCGCAAAAUCCAUGACUAUGGCCGAACUCCUACAGCUGCUGCAUCGAAGACCCCCGUGGCAUCGCGGCGAAACAGCAUGAAAUUGAAUCACGCUCCUCCCCCUCAGGUCCGAAAGGCUCGCCCAGACAACAUUGGCACUGGAGCUCUCAAGAUGGGAGAUGGUGACCAUCAUCUACACCGUGACACAGAUCUCGAUCCUCCUCCAGCCAUCCCGGCAUCAUUGGAUCCGCCUGCUCCGAGUCCGACUAUCUCCUAUAACAAGCCGGCAUUUCCUCACCCGGAACCGACAGCUACGGUUACAACUACCACAAUCAGCGCGAACCCCAACACAAUUUCAAACGCGAACACCAAAGAGCGCCCGGGAUUUUUCCGUCGUGUUUUUGGCUCAGGCAAGGCUGCCUCGCCGAGCCCAGGAGAAUCCAGCUCGAAUGUGAACGAUCUAUCUUAUCUGCAAGAUAACGAAAUCAAGGAUUCUUCGGGUGCGACUGCCAACUUGAAGCUGCGAAAGGAGCAGCCUCCCAAGAGCUCAGCUGGCACACCUACCAAACGCGAUGGGCCUCCUCAGGUAGUGCGGCAAAAGUCAUCGUUCUUCCGCCGGCGUAAGAAGUCCGUGACUGACAGCAACGUUCCUCUGCCGAUUGUUCUACCGCAGGAGCUUGCGUCCCACAUGAUGGAUUCCAUGAAACCAGAGCCGAGUCCGGUGAGCAGUCUGCGGCAGGUCAUGAAUCCGUACCUUGAUAGUGUUCCUGGGAACCGAGAAGCUAGGGAAACCCGCGACGGACAGGCACAGGUCCGCGAAUCUGUUUCUCUGCAGGCCCAAAGGCCAAGAGAAAGUGUCUCGGCUCCAGGAGGAAACCCAAAGGCUAAGCAGCAAAAUCUGCAGCCUCCCAGCUCUGUUCGUUCGCCACCGAUCGAUGGCCGUGGCCCUAAUGAUCACACCCUGGGAGCGGGAGAGGUGGAGCCUACCGCAUCCACCGAUUCCCCCUUGCAGGUGAAGAGCUCGAAUGCUGCCCCCGCCGCUCUGUCACCUGUCGUUGAGGGUUUCUCUCGCAAUCUGAAAGUAUCGACCAAGGUAACGUCCGCGGAUGCCUCUCGCGAUAGCUUGACAGAAACCAGCAAGUUGGCAAUUCCAUCCGAUAGCAACGUUCUUGAAUCCCCUGCCGCCUCGGAGACCUCUCACUAUCAAACUGCGUUCAACACUCCAGUGAUUGAAACAGAGGAGCCGGAAGCAAUUGACGACCCCGAAGAUAAGAUGGACGGACCGGGCGAAGCUAUCGAGGAUGGAGCUACCCCGACUGACCGAGAGCAAGCCCAAAAGCUUUUUGAUAAUCAAGACCAGGUGGGGGGCAAUGAGCCGGCAGCUGCUUGGCUUGGUGAUCCUGAUCGGGCUACGAUCCGGGAAGCUUACAUGCGACUGUUCAACUGGUCAAAUCUCAAUAUCUUGGCCGCUCUGCGUAGCCUUUGUGAACGUUUAGUUCUGAAGGGAGAAACACAGCAAGUGGACCGAGUUUUGGAUGCUUUCUCAAGCCGAUGGUGCGAUUGCAACCCGAGUCACGGGUUCAAAGCUACUGAUGUUGUUCACACCAUCUGUUACUCCAUACUCCUGUUGAAUACCGACCUGCAUCUGGCCGACAUCGACCAGAAGAUGACCAAGUCGCAAUUUGUUCGAAACACGAUGCCUACAAUUCAUCGCGUAGCAAUGGACGCCGCCCCGGAGGGAUUCGAAACAUUGCGACCCACCAACCGAUCCAAGACUGCGACUACUGGUUCGGAUUCGACACCUUCAGCACCCAGCUCUGCUCGUUCGCCAACGUUCCCCGGGGAUGUCAGCCGUAGCUCAUUGGAUAAUGCGGCUGAGGGCGAUGCCGGUCCGUUGGUCAACAACCCCUUUAUUGGCACUGUCAGAGCUUGGGAACAACAGGUAGAAGCUGUCCUAAAGGAUUUCUAUACCUCCAUUCAAAAGGAGAGGCUUCCUCUUCAUGGCGCACAGCCAGAGAAAGAGGUUUCUCGUAUGGCUUCUAGCAACUUCCUGGGGCCUUCCACAAGUACCCUUCGCAGGAGUCCCAGCACCAUCAGCAAGAGCGGAUCGGACAUCUUCCCCCGUGGUCGGUCAUCUGAUUCUCGUCACGGAGCUGCAAGAUGGUCAUCCAAGCCACGUUCUCGCGGGGCGAGGCUCUAUCCCUCAUCCAUUAUGGGCUCCAGCCGAACUAGUCUGGAUGACCAGUCUUCUGUCUGGAGUCCCACCGCGUCGAGCACAUGGAGUAAGUACUCGUUGAGUAAAUUCACAUCCGCCUCUGUGGACUCCUUCGGGUCCGAUUUCCCUCGGGGGGAUUACCAGCAGUCUAUUGGUUUUGCCAAUGCGCUGAGCCAGGCAAUCAUCCGUGAAGAUUCUGCGACCUCGAUCUACAGCUAUGAUGAACCGGAGCGGACAACACCCCUUCUCGAGGAUGAGACCCUGGCUCUGGCCGGUGCCCCUUGGGCCAAGGAAGGAAGCGUCAAGCACAAGCAUCACCUGGAUGCAGUGGACAAGCGUGCUAGGGAUCGCAAUUGGAACGAAUGUUUCGCUGUCAUCCAGCAAGGUUGGAUGCGGCUGUUCUCGUUCUCGAACGCAUCCAAGUCCAUGCGCCAGAAAGCGAAGCAGCGCGGAGGGGUUGUGGUUGGCGGCGGCAACUGGACGGAGAAUGCCGAGGAGAUCUGGAAAUUCAUGCUUCGCCAGACAAUUGCCAGCGCUCUUCCACCUCCUGGAUAUUCCAAAUCUCGCCCUCAUGUUUGGGCCUUGAGUUUGCCCACUGGCGCAGUCCAUCUCUUCCAAGCUGGCACGCCUGAAAUUGUGCGUGAAUUCGUCUCCACGGCAAACUACUGGAGCGCACGACUCUCCAAGGAGCCUCUUGUUGGAGGUAUUAGCAACAUUGAAUAUGGCUGGAGCGAUUCAGUCAUCAACAGCGCCCUGGUGGGUGGUGAAAACCGAUCCCCGCCGCCUUCUUCGGGGGCACACCGACCCAGCAUCCAGAGCUCGAUCCGAAGCUCUAUCGAUCAGCAGAGCGUGCGACCGAAGCUCCCCGCGGACCGGGUCAACAUCAGUGACUGGAGUCCUCCGCAGCAGAGCAUGGUGGCCUCCAACCUGACCGAAGAGGACCAGCUGAAGAAGCUGCAGGCGUACGUCAAGAACGUCGAAGAUGAUCUCCAGAGACACAAUGAGCUGCGUUCUGCAAUGACACUGGCCUUUUCGCCACGCCACCCCAACUCUGCGAAGGCAAUGGCCAACUGGGAGCGGAAAUCGUCGUACCUGUUGCGCGAGAUCGUUAAGUUCCGCACCUACAUCGACUCCCUCCGUAACGCAAUCAACCAGAAGGACAAGAUUCAUGCUUCGCCCAACAACUACUUCAAACCUCCUGCCGACGACGCCACGAAACCCGAGCAGGCUACUACCACUGCUUAA